AUGGCAGAUAUUAAUGAGGGUUUGGGGAUUAGUGGUGAGGUAGACGAAUCGAAAGCAUCAUUAGAUGAGUUAGGUCAUACAGAUAAAGAUAAAAAAGAAGAAAAAGAAAAUGCUUCACUAAAUAAACAGCCUCACUAUGAACUGGCUGACGAAACUCUGGCGGGAGAAGGAGAUCUUCAAACAGAGUUAGAAAAGUCAGGGCUAAGUGUAAUCAAUUUGGUUACCGACAUUUCAAAGGAAAAAUGUUUGGCGGAUUCCAAACUCUUAGUUUUCUCUAACAAUCCCCAAAAGUCUAAAAAUUUAGAAGAAGAAAUACAACAAACAUGUAAAAAGCUUGAAAACACCAUUCAAGAAUUUGGCAUUCAAACACAGGUGGUUAAUGUCUCCCAAGGUCCAGUGAUUACACAAUACGAGCUGACCAUUGAACCUGGUGUUCACAUUAAUAAAAUUGUUUCUUUAGCGGAUAACAUUGCGUUGGCACUUGCUGCCGAAUCUGUAAGAAUUGUUGCUCCUAUACCAGGCAAGCCGGUAAUUGGAAUUGAAAUUCCAAAUAAAAUAAGAGAAAUGGUCACUCUAAGGGAUAUUGUGGAAAGGGAUGUUUUUAAAACUAAGAAAAAUGCCCUACCCAUUGCAUUAGGGUCUUCAAUUUCUGGUAAUCCGAUUAUUUCAGAUUUAUCAAUCACACCUCAUUUGUUGGUAGCAGGUGCAACGGGAAGUGGAAAAUCGGUAUGUGUGAACUCGAUCAUUUGUUCUCUACUUUUAAGGUGCACACCGCAUCAAGUACGUUUUUUAAUGAUCGACCCUAAGAUGGUGGAGCUCAAUAUUUAUAAUGGUAUUCCUCACCUAUUGGCUCCCGUCAUUACCGAUCCUCCCAAGGCUUCCGCUGCUUUAAAAUGGGCAAUUGCUGAAAUGGAAGCACGUUACCGACUUUUAGAAAAACAUGGUGUGAGGAAUAUAGCUUCUUACAAUGAAAUAGCCGAAAAAGCCGAAAAAAAAAAUGAUUCAAAACUAGGUAUCCUUCCCUACAUUGUUAUUAUUAUUGAUGAAUUCGCUGAUUUGAUGAUGGUUGCAAGAAAAGAAAUUGAAGAUUCCGUUUCAAGAUUAGCAGCAAUGAGUCGAGCAAUUGGCAUUCACCUCUUGCUUGCUACCCAAAGACCCAGUGUCGAUGUGAUUACGGGAGUUAUUAAGGCUAAUUUCCCUUCAAGAAUCGCCUUUCAGGUUUCUUCGAAAAUUGAUUCUCGAACCAUCAUUGAUUGCAUGGGAGCAGAAAAAUUACUUGGUAAAGGUGACAUGCUUUUCCAAAACGUCGCAUCCAAUGGACCUAAAAGAAUCCAAGGAACUUUCCUAAGUGAUCAAGAAGUAAGAGAAAUUGUAUCGGAUCUAAGGAAUAAAGGAGAGGAAGAAUACAUUCUUGAUUUUAAAGAUGGCUCCAAAUCAUUGAACAAUUUUUCCCAGGAUCAUGGAGAUGAAAUCUUUGAAAAAGCAAUUGAAAUUGCCAUGAAGGAAGGGAAGGUAUCAACUUCUUUUCUACAAAGGAGACUUAGAAUAGGUUAUAAUAGAGCUGCAAGGAUUGUAGAAAUUAUGGAAGAAAAAGGAAUUGUAGGAGCAUCUGAUGGUGUUAAGCCUCGAGAGGUUUUGGUUUCAAAUUUCUAA
Messenger RNA from Ylistrum balloti, 1653 nucleotides. Its product is annotated as DNA translocase FtsK-like. The record is from RefSeq and is a predicted model, not a curated record. Bases 1 to 1653 code for a protein of 550 amino acids. Gene Ontology annotation, molecular function: DNA binding; ATP hydrolysis activity; ATP binding. The transcript is spliced from 2 exons. Lineage: Eukaryota; Metazoa; Mollusca; Bivalvia; Pectinida; Pectinidae.